UUUUACACUUGGCGUCUAAACCUAGCUCUACUCCAGUGCUGGAAGGACACUCUGUCGGUAGUACACACAGGCAUAAAGGACUUCGUCUGUUCUGGCCACAGGGAAGAAGAGCUCAGCUGACCGAAGAAGGCGUCUCACUCAGCAUCAAAACUUGUCACCCUCCUGACGCUGGGAACUUUUAUUAUAAAAACAAACAGGGAUAAGUAUCUGCCUUAAAAAUGUCAAAACAGCCAGCUUCAAAUGUUAGGAGCAUUCAGGCUAAUAUCAACAUCCCAAUGGGAGCACUUUUACCUGGAGCAGGUCAACCACCUAAAAGAAAAGAAUUCACUGAACCUGAUGAGAGUCUUCCACCCUCAUCAGAAGCAGAAAAGAAGAAGACUCUCCCAGGUGCCAAGAAGCUACCAGGCCCUGCUGUUAACCUAUCAGAGAUCCAGAAUGUAAAGAGUGAGCUGAAAUUUGUCCCAAGAGCUGAACAGUAGCUUCCAUAUUGUCCAGGAUUUCACUGAUGAAAACCAUGACCUGUGUGGUCAUGCAACAUCAGAGUGUGGUUAAGACGGCAAGAUGAACACACAAACUAGAAGACAAAUGCACAAGCCAGGACAGACUGUAGCAGUUUGCUUUUCCCUCAACCUUCUACUGAACCCUCUUCUCGCCCUCCUAUUGAGUUAAUGGAGCGCAAGAGCAAUUGUUUCCGAUCUGAAACAAUGCAGAAUAAUAAAUGACCUUAAUACUACAAUUCACGCAUGGCCAAGAUUUAAUUUUAAAUUCUCAGUUUCUAAUUGAACCAAUGCCUGGAAUAUAUCUGGUAUGCCUUGUUUUCUUUCUCCUGAAAAGUGGCGAAAUGUUUCUCUGCAUACACACACAGCUAAAAUUCAUCUACAGAAGUAACUGACUUGCAGCUAUCCUUGGUUCCUCAAGGAGGCACUCAAGUUUUAGUUAUUUAAAAUGAAGCAUACAAGUUUCCUUGCACAGUUUUAAUAUGUGCAGUAGCUGUGAUUAGAACAAUUUAUUUUAUUAUUUUCUUUCUUAUUCUAGUCUAUUUUAUUUUUGUAGUCUGUUCUUCUCCAUAAAAAGUGCAGGGUGGCUACAAACAUCUAUAAAUACAACAUCACACACAAACACGUGUAAAACCAUAAUUGAAAAAUCACAUCAAUAUAAUAGAUCAGUAAUACUAACUUAUUGUUCAUUCAGAUGUCACUUUGAUUUUGACUUUGGUUCAGACGUUGUGUUUUAAUUACUUUUAAAAGUUCUUUUCAGCUGUGUUUGCUGCAAUGCGUCUUCAACUUUAGCUCUUUCUUGGAAAUUCAUUUGUACAAAUUAAUCUCAUUUUCUCAUUUAAGUAUCAAAACAGAACAAGCAAUUCAACUCUUUUCGUAAUCUGGCCUUCUGAGUUUCCCUGACAACCAGAAAUGCAUUUCCUUUCCCCCACCCUUUUUAAAAACUAAUAAUAUAAAUUCACAAUAUGUUCUUGUCACUUCUCCAACACUAUGAAGACAACACCCUACUUUUUUAAAAUAUUAUUUGUUCUGGUAAUGGUUUGGGAUUUGGAGACAGAUAAAAAAUUACUUUCACAGCCCCACCGUACUAACAGUGCUGUGUAGGAGGAGGUAUCUGGGUAGGUGUUCAAAAAUUACUGAGGAUUAAUGGCCAAGUGUUUAUUUGAGGAACAAUGGAAAUAUAUUCACAGUAAAUUGAAGCCUGCAAUGAAUGCUGUUAGAGCUAGUCAUCCUGUAUACCAUUUUCUUAUCCACUUAAUCUCCUCUACCCUUUUCUCUCCCUAUCAACUACCAACUAAAUGAGUUAUGGUAUCUUCACUGUGUCAACUCUCAUUUCCUGCUGCUGUCAACUCUUCCUCAUCAACCAAGGUUUGUAAAUGUCACUUUUUUGGAUUACAGCUCCCAAAAUCUGCAAGCCAGCAUAGCUGGUUGACCCAAUUCAUGCAGCUGUCUGAAACUAAGGAUUGAAGUGUGCACCUAAAUUCAUAAGUCAAUUGAAUGUUUAUUGCAUUCUCUUGACUGGCAAGAGAAUGCUGUUCAACAGUCUCCCUUAUGGAGUUAGCCAAGCUGUGAUGUUUGAGUGCUCUAAACAUGUUGGACAUCUGGCCUUAUCAGGAAGGCUGAAGAUUUCAUGUCUCCCAUAACAACCAUAAAACUGUCCCACAUGACUUUGCUUAUGUUACAGUACACACACUGGACCUACGACCUUAUCAGGCAGGCUGAUUUACCCGCCGUACACCACUUCUUCUCCUCUUUCACCACGGAGCCCUUCCCAUGAUGCACAUGAACUUCUGGCGGAGCUUUGUGGUGAAAAAUAAGAGGAAGUAGCGCAUUCUGCCAUUGGGGCAACACAGGAGGCUUCCCGUGUUGCCUUAGUAGCAAUGGGGGGAAAGCUGGGCGACAACGCUUCCCCUCAUGGGAUGGUGGUUCAGGUAAGUCAGGCGAUGUGGUGCGUGUAGCAACAGGUUCUCCACACACCCCUGCCAGAACCCCCAUGGAUUUGCCACAAUGCAUAGAGAAUCGUCUAAUGUGAUAAGGUCCUUUGACUUUUAUGUUGGGUGGGAGACAAUAACCUUUGCACAGAGGAACAGUCUAAUUCCAUUGGCAUGGACAGAUCAUAAUCUGGUGGGUUUAGAAUCACUAACUUCUGUAGGACUGGGAACCAAUUAAGAUGGUCUGCCCUAGGAGGCUGAUUGAUCUGGAUAGUUUUCAUGGAGAGUUUUCUUAGCAGGCAAUUAUGUCAAAGGUUUAGUUGACCUUUGCAAUGGAGAAAUGACCAAGUCAGUCGAUAAAUUGAAUAUUCUCUCCCAUGGAGAGGAACCAAAAAUAGUUUCUUGAUUUACUAUGGAAAUGGUAGUUAAACAAGCAGGACAGAAACUAGAGCAAGUCUGAUGAAAUAUGGGUGGAGCUCAUAAAAAAGCCAACUGACCAAACAACAAAAUUUCUGCCAGCAUGUUAACUUGAACUUAUCAAUAUCCCAAGUGAUUAAGACACUUACAUUUUGGCCUCCAAGAGGAGAAUAUGGACUACUCAACAAUUUGCUGUCAUCAAUGUCUACAGUCCUCUGCAGACAAAAUCUCAUGGUUACAUUCUGAUGCUGGUUUUUGUUGUGAGUCCUGCUUCUCAGUAAUAAUUAAACCCUUUCAAUUGGUGAAGCCCAAGGACCCUUAGGACUCUUAGACAGGUGAAGCCCAUGCCAUGUGUGCUAUAUUUUUUUUCCUUCCUGGCUUAUAAAAUCAUUUGGAAGUUGGUGGAAAAGAGACUGACUGAUGGGAUAAAGCGGUGCACCUCUUUCUGCAACAAGGAAAGAUUUAGAGACAGAUUGUAGCCCAUGUUUGAAAAACCAGAUCUGAACAUGUUUUAAUGGAACCAUAUAUAAGGCUGUAUGAGUCAGGUUUUAAGAUAGAGCUCCUUGGGUCUGUUGUUAUUGAGCAUCAGAUGUGUUCAACUUACUUCUACUGAUAGUUGAACUACUGUGACUUAGGACCGGGAAUUAUGUAGGAGCCCAGCUGAAUAAAAACCCUGAAUAAAGCUUCCCUGUGUUUUGCAUUUUUGAUUCACAACCAAAUUUUACUGCAUGGCAGAGGGUUGGAUUAGAUUGCCAAUGUAGUCUAUUCCAACUCUAUUAUUAUAUGAUUCUAUAGUACACCAUGAUGUCUUAUUUUAAAAAAAUUAUCUUCUUCUCAAUAACAUGUUCUUUGUUUUGUUGUCAGUUGUGUGUUGUUUAGACACUACAUAGGCAUGAAAUAUCUGACAAAUUAGAGCAGUGUUUGAACAGGUAUAAAAUGAUGGUUGCUCCCUGACUUUGGCUCCUUAUUCAGGUGAAUUCGGUGGACCACACAAGUACAGAAAGUAGAAUUUAAAUUACAAUAAAUUUAACUUUAAAAUGAUAAAUGCAUUACAGUCUAGCACAUUAGAGUGAUGAUUCAUUAUAUCUGUAGGCUAGAUCUGACCAGCUAAUGAUGAGUUUUGAUGGCAACAGCUUUUAUCAUAUCCAUCUUCUAUCUGUCAUUUAGCAUUUGGGCUCAUUUUGCAUUAUUCCUUGCCAGCUACAAAGCACACUGUGCUAUAUGCAUAUUCCAGAACUUGAUUUGAGGCCUUUUCUUUCCAUAUUGUACGUGUCAAGGCAGGGCUGAAAGGUACUUUCUCCUGGUAGAAUGCUUGUAUGAGCUCCUGUGGUAAAGUAGUAGCCAUGAUUUGCUAAGAAAUGAAAGCAACUAGAACUUCAAGUCUAGACAGUAAGGCUGGGUGAUAGUUGCACGAUGCAUGUGGGAUGAAUUAUUUAUCAUAUUGCACAGGUGUAAUCUAAUGACAGCAGUAAAAGCAACAUUCUGUAUUGUGAUAGUACACUGUGCAUCAUAAUAAUAAAUAAUAAUACUUUAUUUUUGUAUCCCAACCCAUCUCCCCAAAGGGACUCGGGGUGGCUCACAUGGGGACGAAGCCUGGUACAUCAUAAAAUACAAUGUCAAAUACAUUUAAAACAAGGUGCAUAAAACAAGCAUAUAAAACAGCAUAUAAACAAUAAAACAUGAUAACAGUAAACAAGGCACGGUUAAAGAAUUCUGUGGGGCCAUGCCUGGGUUUAUUGGGGUAUUUGAUUAAUUCGAGACAAAGCAGGGUUUUCCUGCUUUUUCUUGAAUUAAUCUUCUUCUGCGCCGGGCUGUGGCGCAGCUGUUGAGCAGCUGCCUUAAAUCACUCUGACCAUGAGGUCAUGAGUUCGAGGCCAGCCCGUAGCGGGGUGAGCACCCGUCAAUUAAAAAAAAUAAAAAAUAGCCCCUGCUCGUUGCUGACCUAGCAACCCGAAAGAUAGUUGCAUCUAUCAAGUAGGAGAUAAGGUACCACUUAUAAAGUGGGGAGGCAAGAUUAACUAAUUUACGACCUGGAAUGAGGAAGUGCCGUCAGUGUGGAUGAUGAAGCAGCUGCUCCCCCCUGUGGCCAGAAUCGAACAUCCCCUCAGAAGAAGGUUAACUUGCCUCUGCGUGUGUCUCUCAGUCUCUGUUUGAUGUGUUUAUGGGCAUUGAAUGUUUGCCCUAUGUGUGUUAUAAUGUGAUCCGCCCUGAGUCCCCUUCGGGGUGAGAAGGGCGGAAUAUAAAUACUGUAAAUAAAUAAAUAAAUAAUAAAUUUUACCUGAGGGGUUGUUUAGAUACCUCUGGUAAAAGUCCAACAGGGCCCAUAUUUUGGGCCCUGUGUGGAAAGGCCCUUGGUGAUAUCCUAAUCUGUGGCAGUCAGAGCUAGGAAACAUUCCUUUUGGGGCCACAACUUCCAGAAUCUCUCAGACUAAUAAUAGUCAUAUUGCUGGUGUGAUUCUGGGAUUUAGUGUUAAAAAUAGUAGUCAUUCCAUGUUCUACUCUCAGCUAUAUAUAAGGCUCUCAGAAGAAUGAAUUGCUGAUAGCUGUCAGGAUUUGUGGUGUCCUUCCAACCAGAGGGGAGGAACAGGCAGAACAAGUGGGCUAUGUUCAGCAUUCACUGCUGUUCUAGUUGCCUGUGUAUGCUAAUACUCUCCCUGAAGAAUCCUAGCUGAAUUUGCAUGGGAGAAUCAGCAUUGAAAUAUAUUUAGUUCUUUAUUUUCAGCUUUUUGCAAAAUGUACACAUACCUCCUGCAAAAUAUAUCUGGCUGUUUUAUGCAACAUUUUAUAUAAAGGUAGGAAUAAAGAAUGGGUCAAAAUCGUAAAAUACAUGACAGAGGGGAAAUAGCAAAGGAAAUGGGAACUUAAAAGUGGUGUGAAUAUUUAUCAAAUGAUAUGCUCCAAGAUUACAUCACUGAAAUAAAAAUUAAAUAUACAAAUGGACAUCCUAAGGAGAAUUAGGAGUCGAAAUGGAAAGGACUUGUAGCCACAGUAAAAGG
Anolis carolinensis (green anole) is the source of this 5841-nucleotide messenger RNA. It is a transcript of the gene smpx, whose product is annotated as small muscle protein X-linked. Gene Ontology annotation, cellular component: muscle tendon junction; M band; costamere. The coding region runs from base 219 to 479 and encodes 86 amino acids. The record is from RefSeq and is a predicted model, not a curated record. The transcript is spliced from 5 exons. NCBI's taxonomy places the organism in Eukaryota, Metazoa, Chordata, Lepidosauria, Squamata, Anolidae.